Molecule: messenger RNA, 516 nt
Organism: Priceomyces carsonii
Lineage: Eukaryota; Fungi; Ascomycota; Pichiomycetes; Serinales; Debaryomycetaceae
Exons: 1
Coding region: 1-516 (171 amino acids)
Molecular function (GO): zinc ion binding; nucleic acid binding
Source: RefSeq, a predicted model, not a curated record
AUGGGAAGAUAUAGCGUUAAAAGAUAUAAGACUAAAAGAAGAACUAGAGAUCUUGAUUUGAUUUAUGGUGAUUUAGCGACAAAGGAGUCCAUCUGGAAGUUGAAAAAUCAACCUUUGGAUGAAAAUAAGCCUGGACUUGGGCAGUACUACUGCAUUGAAUGUGCUAGAUACUUUGAAAAUCAGUUAGCUUUAAAUCGCCAUACCGCAGGAAAGGUACACAAGAGAAGAGUAAAAGACUUGAGGCUGAAACCAUAUACUAAUUUAGAAGCAGAGGCUGCUUCGGGCAUUAAUAUGGAGCGAUUUGCUGAAUCUGUUGAAAACUACAAAAAACUUGAGGAUUAUAAGGCAAGCAAUGCCCAGGAGUUCGACAAACUCAAAAACCAAGCAAAUAGAGAUCUAGACGAAAUUAUUAUUGGUGCUCCAGCAGCCCAAAUUGAAAAGGAAGGACAAAUAGACGACAUGUCUAUUGUGGAUCAAAAUGAUAACCCUUCUGGUCAAGUUGAGAUGGCACAAUGA